AUGUGCCGGUUUCUUAUCUACAAAGGCAGGAAUGAGAUUCGUCUCAGCAAGCUUGUGACCGAACCCAGUCAUUCAAUUCUUACACAAUCCUAUGAUUCGCGACUCAGAUUAGACAAUCGUCGACCAGUAAAUGGUGAUGGUUUUGGCGUUGGAUUCUAUACCGACCCGAAAUUGGGGCCGGAGCCUUGUAUAUUCACAUCAACUCUUCCGGCCUGGAAUUGCGAGAAUCUUGAGCGUCUCGCGUCUAAGACAUGUUCGAAUCUGAUCUUUGCGCAUGUUCGGGCCACGACUGAGGGCGCCCUAGCCGACAAUAACUGCCAUCCGUUCCAGCACAACACGCUCAUGUGGAUGCACAAUGGCGGUAUCGGGGGCUGGAACUAUAUCAAGCGCACUCUGGCAGAGUCCCUGGCUGAUAAGUGGUACCUUGGAGUGAAGGGCGGUACUGAUAGUGAGUGGGCAUUUGCGCUCUUUCUGCAUCUCCUUGAACAGGAAGGGGUCAAUCCGAGCUCUGAUCCAGGGCCAGAAGGGUUUGGACCGGCGUUACUCCGUCGUGUCAUGAUGAAGACCAUUGCCAAAAUCAAUGAGAUGGUGCGUGAAAUUCCAGCGAAGCACAAUGUCGCUGUCGAGACACGUAGUCUGUUGAAUUUUGCGAUCACGGACGGACAUACGGUCGUCUGCACGAGGUACAUCAGCAGUAAGACCGAUGAGCCUGCCAGUCUAUACUUCUCGUCAGGAACCAAGUGGGUGGAGGGAAAGACGAAAGGCCACUUCAAGAUGGAGCGCCAUGACAAGGGCGCUGACAUUGUUUUGGUGGCGAGUGAGCCUAUUACUUUUGAGAGACACAAUUGGGUCUCGGUGCCGACAAAUUCCGUGGUGACGAUCCACAAACAAACCGUUCUUUUACAUCCCAUUCUUGAUGAGUUCUAUGGCGAAGACCUAAAUCAAGACCGGUCCUCCUGCUUCGCGGUAUCCAAGGGCCUGGUCAGUACAGCUCCGGGCAGCACCGUGCCUCCUCAAGCUGCGGCGGACGGAUAUGCUCCUUCUGCAGUCAAAGCGCCCGGACUCGAUGAGCUUCGGCAUUGCUCUGGUGCAAGAGUCACCACAGCGUACUGA
Molecule: messenger RNA, 1113 nt
Organism: Penicillium diatomitis
Lineage: Eukaryota; Fungi; Ascomycota; Eurotiomycetes; Eurotiales; Aspergillaceae
Product: glutamine amidotransferase subunit DUG3
Exons: 4
Coding region: 1-1113 (370 amino acids)
Source: RefSeq, a predicted model, not a curated record